Messenger RNA from Kwoniella botswanensis, 810 nucleotides. RefSeq lists its product as uncharacterized. The coding region runs from base 1 to 810 and encodes 269 amino acids. The transcript has 5 exons. Gene Ontology annotation, biological process: poly(A)-dependent snoRNA 3'-end processing; rRNA catabolic process; U4 snRNA 3'-end processing. Lineage: Eukaryota; Fungi; Basidiomycota; Tremellomycetes; Tremellales; Cryptococcaceae. Gene Ontology annotation, cellular component: nucleolus; cytoplasmic exosome (RNase complex); nuclear exosome (RNase complex). The record is from RefSeq and is a predicted model, not a curated record.
AUGGCAACAGCAUUCGAUCGUAGACGUAUACCCGCACCUGAAGUGUCCGUCCCUCCCAUAUACGAUGAUACAGAACUAGAGCCUGAAGCUGGACCUUCGACGAAAAGAGUUGAUAGAGCGAACGAUGAGGCUAGACCUAUAUUCCUCAAAACAGGACUGAUAUCGCAGGCUAACGGGAGUGGGUACAUCGAGUCGGGUGGUGUAAAGAUAGCAUGUUCAGUAUACGGCCCUCGACCCAAAGCACCUCCUUAUACACCUCAAGGAACGUUAAACUUGGAAGUUAAAUUCGCUCCUUUUGCUUCUGAUCCACGUAGAGCACCAUUACGAGACACAGAACCCAUAUCCCUCUCUCAACUCCUCACUCAAUCCCUAACACCCACCAUUCAACUACACCUACUCCCCAAAUCAUCUAUCGACGUCUUCCUCCUAGUAUUAGAAUCAGAUACACCCACCAACGUCCUCUCAGCUGGACUGACGGUAGCUUCGGCCGCCAUAGCAGAUGCGGGCAUAGCGAUGGAUGCUCUGGGUACUGGAUCGGUCGUCGCUCUAGCUCAAUCCACUGACAAGCAGGAACUAUUGCUGGAUCCCGAACAGGGCGAGGAAGGCGGGGCGGAAGGAAAAGUCUUGUUAGGGUCGAUGCCUGCUUUGGGGAAGAUAACAAAUAUAUUGUUAGAAGGGAAUGUGGGGGUGGAACAGGCUGUCGAGAUGAUCGAAAAAGCCAUAUCCGCUUCGAGAGAUACACAUACGGUCCUCGCUCAAUCGUUGAUAGAAGGCGCACAAGAAAGAGGAAUCGGUGGUGAGGCUGAGUGA